Penicilliopsis zonata CBS 506.65 is the source of this 2169-nucleotide messenger RNA. RefSeq lists its product as hypothetical. The record is from RefSeq and is a predicted model, not a curated record. Gene Ontology annotation, molecular function: alpha-galactosidase activity. Gene Ontology annotation, biological process: carbohydrate catabolic process. Bases 1 to 2169 code for a protein of 722 amino acids. NCBI's taxonomy places the organism in Eukaryota, Fungi, Ascomycota, Eurotiomycetes, Eurotiales, Aspergillaceae. The transcript has 2 exons.
AUGAAGGCUAACAUUCCAGCAAUUUCUGUGGACGGAACCUCGUUCGCCCUGAACGGGAACAACGUGUCGUACCGCCUACACGUCGACAGCACCGGCGAUCUGCAUCUGGGCCAUUUCGGUCCAACCACAGCAGAAGAGCUAUACAAAGAUGACAUCCUGCCCGGGUUUGGCGGCUGGUCCGGUCCUCAUGGCCGCACACGCCGUGAGCUGCCCGAUCUCGGGCGCGGCGACUUGCGCGUGCCCGCGAUCCAGAUCGCACACGACGGCCACACGGUCACCGAGUUCAAAUACCGCUCGCACACGGUUCUCGCGGGCAAACCGGCGCUCGCAGGGCUGCCGGCGACGUUUGGCGAUGCAGACCAGGUGUCGACGCUGGUGGUGGAGAUGUACGACGCCCUCGGCGCCCUCGCGGUGCAUCUGUCGUACUCGAUCUUCCCGCAGCACGACGCCAUCGUGAGAAGCGUCCGGGUCGAGAACCGGGGCAAGAAGCAGGUCACUCUGCAGAAAGUCGCCAGUCUCUCGGUCGACCUGCCGGUCGCCGACAUGGACAUUCUCUCCCUGCGCGGCGAAUGGGCGAGGGAGGCGCAACGGGUGCGCCAGAAGGUGGAAUACGGCGUUCACCAAUUCGGGAGCGUCGCCGGCUACUCGUCGCACAUCUUCAACCCCUUCCUCGGCCUCGUGUCGGCGACAACCACCGAAUCCCACGGAGACGCCUGGGGCUUCUCGCUCGUCUACUCGGGCUCGUUCAGCGCCGAAGUCGACCAGAGCUCGCAGGGCCUGAUCCGCGCCGUGCUGGGCCUGAACCGGGAGCAUCUGGCGUGGCCGCUGCCCCCGGGCGAGUCCUUCACCACCCCGGAGUGCGUGGCUGUGUUCUCUCGCGACGGCAUCAACGGCAUGUCGCAGCGCUUCCAUGGGCUGUACCGCGAGCACUUGAUCCGCAGCGUGUACGCCCACCAGCCUCGCCCGCCGCUUCUCAACAGCUGGGAGGGGCUGGUCUUUGACCUGGACGAGACGGCCGUCUACGAGCUGGCGGCCGAUUCGGCGCAGCUGGGCGCAAAGCUCUUCGUCCUCGACGACGGCUGGUUCGGCGUCAAGUACCCUCGAGUGGCAGACAACGCCGGGCUGGGCGACUGGGAGCCCAACCCUGCACGCUUCCCCGACGGGCUGCAACCGCUCCUGCAGAGGAUCACCGCGCUGCGCGUCGCCGGGACGGCAGAGGAGACGCUCCAGUUCGGGCUCUGGCUGGAGCCGGAGAUGGUGAGCCCGGCGUCGGAGCUGUACGACGCACACCCGGACUGGGUGCUGCACGCCGGCGACUAUCCUCGCACCGAGACGCGGUUCCAGCUGGUGCUCAACCUGGCAAUGGCCGAGGUGCAGGAGUUCAUCAUCGACUUUGUCUCCAAGCUGCUGCGCGAGCUGCCCAUCCGCUACAUCAAGUGGGACAACAACCGCGCCAUGCACGAGCUGCCCUCGCCGGCGACGGCGCACGCCUACCUCCUCGGUCUGUAUCGAGUGCUGGACGUGCUGACAACGCGGUUUCCCUCCGUGCUGUGGGAGGGAUGUGCGUCGGGUGGUGGCCGUUUCGAUCCAGGCAUGCUGUUCUAUUUCCCGCAGAGCUGGACGUCCGACAACACCGACGCCGUCGAGCGCAUCGCCAUCCAGCUGGGCACCUCGCUGGUCUAUCCCGCUUCGUCCAUGGGGGCGCACAUCUCCGCCGUCCCCAACGGGAUCACGCAUCGCACCACUCCCUUGACCUUCCGCGCCCACGUCGCCAUGAUGGGCGGCUCGUUCGGCCUCGAGCUGGACAGCCGCACGCUCGACGAGGCCGAACGAGCCGCCAUCCCGCCGCUGAUUGCUCUCGCCGAGAAGAUCAACCCGCUCGUCAUCAAUGGUGAUCUCUGGCGUCUGAGACUGCCAGACUCCAACUACCCGGCCGCCAUCUUCGUCUCCAAGGAUCACACGCAGGCGGUGCUCUUUGCCUUUCAGAUCCGCGCCACCAUCAACCACUCCUUUCCUGUGCUCCGGCUGCAGGGACUGGAUCCUGCCGCGCGGUAUACCGUCGACGGCAAGGGCGCGUAUCUGGGCUCGACGCUGAUGAACGGGGGGAUGCAGCUGGGCUUCACGGGAGACCAUCACAGCCGUGUCAUUUUCUUGACUGUAGUUGUCUAA